Molecule: messenger RNA, 1410 nt
Organism: Cynocephalus volans (Philippine flying lemur)
Lineage: Eukaryota; Metazoa; Chordata; Mammalia; Dermoptera; Cynocephalidae
Product: melanoma-associated antigen B4-like
Exons: 2
Coding region: 1-1410 (469 amino acids)
Biological process (GO): negative regulation of transcription by RNA polymerase II
Cellular component (GO): nucleus
Source: RefSeq, a predicted model, not a curated record
AUGCGGAAAGACAAGGCGAGGACCCGCACCUGCAAGAACAGAGGACUCUCGGAACCCCGCCCGCCGCACUCCGCCCCGCCCCCACCCCUGGGCGCUGAGAGACGCUGCGUGGCUGUUAGGCCCAACGGUGCUCCGUUCUGCGUCGGGACCUCCGGGAGGGAAAACUUUCAACUGAAGCUGGUGGACUCAGGUGAGCACAGGGUGAAGGAGAGGACCCUGAGUGAGGACACUCGUCUCUACAGCAGAGGGUGGCCACACAGCUCCCUGCCCCUGUGGCCUACCCUGGGAUACCCCGGGCAGGGCUGUCAAGCGGAGGAGCCUCAUUUUUCCCCGUGCCUGCCUUACCUGAUCUCCUACACACGCUCCCUGACCGGAAGCAUCAUGCCUCGAGGUCAUAAAAGUAAGCUCCGUGCCCGUGAGAAAAAACGCUGCCAGGCCCGGAGUGAGACUCAGAGUCUCCAGAGAGCUCAGGUCAUUGCAGCAGAGGAGGAAGAAGCCCCUUGUUCCUCCUCUUCUCUUUGUGGUGGUGAUUCUCAGGGCUCCCCCGCUGCUGGGCCACGUGGCAAAUCACGGAGGCCUGGGAGAGCUCCACCCACCACUGCUGCUUCUGCAGGUGUUCCAUGCACAAAAUCUGAUGGAGGUGCCACGAGCCAAGGUGAGGAAAGACCAAGCACCUCCCAGGCACCACCUACCACUGAUCGUUCGUGCAAAAGCCCUGUAGGCCAGAAGGCGAUUUUGUUGGUGUCGUUCAUGUUGCGCAAUUAUAACAUGAGGGAGCCCAUAAGAAGGCAAGACAUGCUGAAGUGUAUCACCAGAAAGGACAGGCAGCACUUCCAUGAGAUCCUCAAGAGAGCCUCUGAGCUUAUGGUGCUGGCCUUUGGCAUCGAAGUGAAGGAAGUCGACCCGACCAGGUCCCAUUAUAUGCUUGUCAACAAAUUGCAUGUCACCGGUGACGCAAGGCGGAGUGGUGGGACAGGCAUCCUGAUGACCGUCCUGUGUGUGAUCUUCAUGAAGGACAAUUGCGCCGCUGAAGAAGAUAUCUGGGAAGUGCUGAAUGUGAUGGGGAUAUAUGACGGAAAGAAGCACGAUUUCUACGGGGAGCCCAGGAAGCUCAUCACCCAAGAUCUGGUGAAGGAAAGGUACCUGGAGUACCAGCAGGUGCCUCACAGUGAUCCUCCACGCUUUCAAUUCCUGUGGGGUCCAAGAGCCCAUGCUGAAACCAGCAAGAUGGAAGUCCUGGAGUUUUUAGCCGGCAUCCAUAAUACCGUUCCCAGUGCCUUCCCGUCCUGGUAUGAGGAGGCUUUGAGAGAUGAGGAAGAAAGGGCCAGAGCCAGAUUUGGAGCUAUGCUUCUUACUGCCACGGCUCAUGCACGUUCCAGGCUCCAUUCCAGCAGUUUCUCCCACCCUUAG